This is a messenger RNA of Didymodactylos carnosus, 627 nucleotides long. The record is from the annotation of a GenBank genome assembly. NCBI's taxonomy places the organism in Eukaryota, Metazoa, Rotifera, Eurotatoria, Philodinida, Philodinidae.
AUGGCUGCUGCAAAUUCAACUAUGAAUGAGCCAUGCAAAUUAUGUGAGAAAGGGAAAUAUAAAUGUCAAGGUUGCCAUCUAUCCUGUUGUAAACGACAUUUCGACGAACAUAGACAACAGUUGGCACGUCAAUUUGACAAAGUCAUUUAUGAGCAUGAUCUUCUACAUGAAUUGCUCAAUCCAAAACCGUCGAUCAAUAACGACAAAACCGAAGGUGAUUUACUGCAAAAAAUCGACAAUUGGGAAGUUGAAACAAUACAAAAAGUAAAAUAUGCAGCUCAACAUGCUCGGGAAAAGAUGAAACAACUAAUGAAACAUCCAGAGGAGCGAAUCCACAAAGAAUUCUGUUUGAUUACAAAUGAAUUGAAACAGAGUAGACAAGAUGAUGACUACUUGGAACCAGAUUUCGAGCGGUGGUAUCAGCAAUUGCGAAAGUUGAAACAACAACUCCAGUCCACAAGUGAUAAAAUUCAGAUAAAUACACGAAAGAGUGACGCAAUAGACUGGUCAACAUUGAUUAAAGUAGAUACAAUAAAUGAAUCUACUGCAGCAACUGGCAAGAAGGCUUCAGACAUAAACAUAAAGCCAGUACGUAUGUGUGGCAUUGAUUUGUACCAAAUAAAGUAG